AUGCCGCCACGUCCAACCACAGAAGGCGGUACAGCUUGGGGAGGAAGAGGGAGAGGCGGAGGCGGAGGUGCCCGUGGCGGCGGACGUCCUCAAAGUAUCGGACGCGGAGCUCAGACGACUAGUGAAGGCCUCCAGCCCUCUGGGUCAACAGCCCAUAUAACGACCGUUGGCGUCAAACGCCCAGGAUAUGGAACCGCAGGAAGAAAUAUCAAAGUCAAAACUAACACCUGUGUGGUUCAGGUGCCCCAGAAGAUCAUACACCACUACGAUGACAUCGUCUCCGAGAAGACACUGCCUCCACGAUUCACAAUGCAACUGGUGAAAGAACUCCAACAAAAAGAGGAAUUCCUUCCCAAAGGGAGUUACGACGGAAAGAAAAAUCUGUUCAUGCCACAUGUCAUUGAUUUUGGAGGUGCUGAUAUGCGAGAAUACGAUGUUGUGGUAAAUGGUAGUUCCCAGCCAGGAGGCAGACCACCACCUGUGUUCAAGAUUCGAAUCAAGAAGGUUGCGGAGAUUAAUCCAGUAGUAUUGCAACGUUUCAUUAAGGGGAAACAAUCGCAGGAUGAAAGUGUCCAAACGGCACUAACGGCAUUGAAUGUUGUCAUCCGAAUGCUUCCAAUGCAGAACUAUCCUUUCAACUCCAGAUCAUUCUUUAUUAAGACUGAUUUCAAGAAUGUUGGUCACGGAUUUCAGCUACGCAGAGGAUAUUUCCAAUCCCUUAGACCUUCACCGGGUCAUCUUCUCCUGAACAUUGACCUCUCCACAGGAAUGUUUUACAAACCAGGACCUUUGAUCAGUGUUGCACUCGAAAUCGUGAGCAAUGCACGUAACCCCGACCCAAAUCUCUUAUCCACAGACCGCGGGCUUCCCGAUCGUAUCUUCAAAGACCUGGAACGGUUUUUGAAGAAUGUUCGUGUAUCGGUGCAGCCAGCAACAGCCAGGUCUCCUCCAAAAGUUCAUACCAUUAGUUCAUUGACACGGGAAGGAGCGCAGGGCAUUACAUUCAACACAAGAGAUGGCACUCCCACAACUGUUGCUUCAUAUUUCCACAAUCUAUCAGGAAGGGCACUUCGUUAUCCAGAUAUCAUAUGCGCAAAGACUGCAAAAGGUGCAGUGUUACCUUUCGAACGCUGCACUAUCUUGGAUGGACAGCUUGCGAGAAAGCAAAUUCCACCAGAUGUUACCAGACACAUGGUUGAUUUUUCAAAGAAGAGCCCAGCGGAGAGACUCGCGAGUAUCAAAGAUGGAUUCGGGGUUCUUGGUCACACCGAAUCUGAAUAUGUGCGGAAUUUCGGAUUGGAUGUCAAUGAAGAUACAUUUCCAAUGGUCACUGAUGCGCGACAACUACCUGCUCCGAAACUCAAGUACGGUGAAGGAAGCAAACCCAUAUUUGCUGAAACUGCUGAAUCAGUGGCUCACGAUUUUGUCAAUGGCUGCAAGAAUUUUGGUAUUGUUGUUGGAGAUGACAACCCAAUUAUCCAAUAUGGAGCAGGGCAAGCAACCACUUUGGUACUAAGAGAAGCUGGUAAGAAGUGUUUGGACAAAUAUAAGGUUGUCCCAGACCUACUACUUGUAAUCCUUCCGGAUGGCGGGAGGGACAUUUGGCAUGCAGUAAAGUACUUUGGUGACGUUGAACAAGGAGUGGUCACGCAGUGUUUGAUGGCAACUAAAUGUAACAGAGCAAGUGGCCAGUAUUGGGCCAAUGUUUCUCUCAAAGUGAAUCUCAAAUUUGGAGGAAUCAAUGCUGUCCCUGAUGAUGCAAAUUCUACUAUUAUCAGUGACUCCAUAAAUCCAACGAUCAUAAUGGGUGCGGAUGUCAUGCACCCCGCUCCUGGUUCAGAUGCGCCGUCAUAUAGUUCUCUCGUUGGAAGUGUUGAUAGUAGGGCUAUCAAAUAUAUUGCAAAGAUCAAAGUGCAGACAUCCCGCCAGGAGAUCAUCGCUGACCUUCGCACUAUGGCUAUGGAUAUAAUCCGGGAUUACCAAGAUUAUCAACAACAAGUUGAAAAGACAUCUGGGAAACCCAAGCGGUUAAUCUUCUUCAGAGAUGGCGUGUCUGAAAGUCAAUUUAAAGAAGUGAUGCAACAAGAGGUAGAUGUCUUAAAAAAGGUCUGCGCGGACCUCGAAAUCUCUCCAAAAAUAACUUUCAUCAUUGUCGGAAAAAGGCACCAUUACCGUUUUUUUCCUUCGAACCCUCAAAACAAAACAGAAGCAGAUCCCAAGGGAAAUUGCCUCGCCGGAACCGUUGUGGACAAAGGCAUCACCCACCCGCUCGAGUUUGACUUUUACCUCCUAAGUCAUGGAGGCUUACUGGGAACCUCUCGCCCAGCUCAUUAUUCGGUUUUAUACGACGAUAAUGGAUUUAAAGCUGACUCAAUUCAAUCCAUUUGCAAUCUAUUGUGCUAUAUGUAUGGACGUGCGUCGCGGUCUGUCUCCAUCCCCGCACCAGUCUAUUAUGCCGAUAUUGUCUGUUCGCGGGCAAGAAACCAUUAUGAUCCCAAUGCUGAUGGGUUUUCGGAAUCUUCGAGUAUUGCUACCAGCGAUGCGCUACAGAGCUUCAAACCGCUCCAUGUUCGACAAUCGAAGAGGAUGUAUUUCAUGAUCUACGACGCCCACCCUUCUCCUCUCCAACCCUUGUCAGAUGACAAAUACAACAGCAAACUGCAAGUUAUCAGAGGAAGGGUCCUCGGGGAAUUUCCGUUUGGGAGUAAAGAGCGGUAUGGGUAUGGGCAGCUCAUGGCUACACGGGCGAUGGUCCAUGAGGGAUUCUUAGUUGGGGAGGAUAGGGAGGUGGAUGGGAAUGUAAAUUGGAGUUCGAAUGUUUUGAGGGUUUGGGAGGAGACAGAUAAUGAAGGCUGUGUAUGUGUUGAAUUUGUGGAUGGGAGAGUGGAAAGGUGUGAUUUGCUUAUUGGUGCAGACGGGGCAAGGAGUCAAACGAGAAAUGCGCUUUAUGGGGAAGAAUAUAAACCUUAUUACGACAGUCUAACCGGCUUUGGCGGGUUCACCCCUCUUUCCUCCUUUACCCCAUUCACUCGAGAUGCCUUAAUCAAAACCCCAAAACCUACCAUCGCCAUGUCCCGGAUCGGCGGGCUCGGGUUCUCUCUCCUCGCACCUCUCAACUCCCCCGACACCCAGAAAAAACUCAUCUGGUUUUCCCACGUUGAGACAAAGAACCCCCUCCCUCCGAUUUGA
Molecule: messenger RNA, 3189 nt
Organism: Lentinula edodes (shiitake mushroom)
Lineage: Eukaryota; Fungi; Basidiomycota; Agaricomycetes; Agaricales; Omphalotaceae
Product: Piwi domain-containing protein
Exons: 25
Coding region: 1-3189 (1062 amino acids)
Molecular function (GO): protein binding; RNA binding
Source: RefSeq, a predicted model, not a curated record